Messenger RNA from Phlebotomus argentipes, 1707 nucleotides. RefSeq names its product all trans-polyprenyl-diphosphate synthase PDSS2 (gene Pdss2). The record is from RefSeq and is a predicted model, not a curated record. Gene Ontology annotation, molecular function: prenyltransferase activity. Gene Ontology annotation, cellular component: transferase complex; mitochondrion. Bases 220 to 1509 code for a protein of 429 amino acids. Lineage: Eukaryota; Metazoa; Arthropoda; Insecta; Diptera; Psychodidae. The transcript is spliced from 4 exons. Gene Ontology annotation, biological process: isoprenoid biosynthetic process; ubiquinone biosynthetic process.
UCGAAAUGCGCGUCUCACUCUCCCUUUGUGAGGUUAUGUCGGGCAUCAGCUGUCACGCGAAGUGGGGAUUCCGGAGAGCAGCUCGCGAAGAUUUCACUUGUGCCACUUUCGAGUAAACAUCCCACUCCCAGUUUUCGCGAGAGAUCUCACAGUUCCACGUCAGUGCCGCGCCCCAGCAUCCUUGUGUGCCCUUUUCCCUGCGCAGAGAUCGUCACGAGGAUGUCCCUGAGUCGUCUGUGGUCCGUGCAGAGGGGCCUCCGCGCCGUGGCCACGCAGCAGCGCUCCGCGGCCAGAUGGUUGCGCACCAGUGCCUCGCUGCCAGACAAGCUGGCCACGAAGAACGUGCAGAAGCACGACUGGAACCGCGCCGUGAGCGAGGCGGAGAAGAUCGUGGGCUAUCCCACGUCCUUCCUCAGCCUGCGCUGGCUCCUGAGCGACGAGAUCGCUAAUGUGGCCCUGCACCUCCGGAAGCUCGUUGGCAGCAACCAUCCCCUCCUGAAGACGGCCAAGAAUCUGCUGUACAACGGCAAGAACAACAUGCAGGCCUGGGGCCUCAUUGUCCUGCUGGUGUCCAAGGCCGCCGGCCACGCCGAGAGCAUCCCCGACAUGGAGCAGGACAAGUCCGCCGGCGUGCUGCACUCGCAGCGCGGCCUGGCCGAGGUCACGGAGAUGAUCCGCAUCUCGCACCUCGUGCACCAGGGCCUCGUGAAUCUGCAGCCGCUCACGGCGGCCGGCGGCGACCUGUCCGCCACGCACGGCGACAUGACGUUCGGCAACAAGAUCGCGCUGCUCAGCGGCGACUACCUGCUGUCCAACUCCUGCUCUGAGCUCGCCAGCCUCAGGAAUCAGGAAGUGAUUGAACUCAUUUCGUCGGCUGUGCGCGAUCUGGCCGAGUCGGAGUUCAUCGGCGAGCGCGACCAGCAGAACAAGCCGCUGCCGUCGAAGCCACGCGAGCUGCGCGCACGCGCCGCCGAGGCUUCGGAUGACUUUGAUUUCAACGACGUGGCGCUGCCGCUGGACACGGACGAGGCGAUCGGCGAUCCGGAGCGCGAGUGGGCCGUGCGGCACAUCCUGAGCGCCGGGAGUCUCCUGGGCAAGAGUUGCCAGGGUGCCCUGAAGCUCGCCGGCCAGCCGAAGGAGCUCCAGCACCAGGGCUAUCUCUUCGGGAAGCACCUGGCGCUCGCCUGGCAAGCCUGCCUCGACCUGGAACCCUUCCAGACGUCCACGCUGCCACUGGGAACCACUUUCAGCCUGGUGUCAGCGCCCGUUCUCUUCCACUUGGAGCUGGAUCCAAGUCUGUACGAGGAGAUCCUGAAGGGCAGGGAGAAUGUGGAGGCUAUCGACUAUGCCAAAGUCCAUGCGGCCGUGAUCAAGGGUCCGGGCCUGGACAGGACGCGUGAUCUGCAGCGCAAGCACAGUCUGGCGGCGCUCAAGGUGCUGGACGAGCUGCCCUCGUCGGACGCCCGGACGGCGCUACAGAACAUCAUCCUCGCCAUGCAGGACUUGUAGCAUUGACAGUCCCUGUGGAACCUCAGUCCGUCCAAAUUGUGAGGUCGAGAGAACCUCCUCCAGUCGAAUAGGAACUUAGAUAAAUCUAGGGUGAACGGUGCUCUUCAAUUCUUCCCCUCUUUUGAGUAUUUAUAGAGGACUUGAGACAAGUUAUCUUUGUUAGAUGAAUAAUGUUGUUGAGAUAAAUUUUUACUCAUU